Molecule: messenger RNA, 828 nt
Organism: Orbilia oligospora ATCC 24927
Lineage: Eukaryota; Fungi; Ascomycota; Orbiliomycetes; Orbiliales; Orbiliaceae
Exons: 1
Coding region: 1-828 (275 amino acids)
Source: RefSeq, a predicted model, not a curated record
AUGCCUUCCUACACUAGCAUCUUCGUCUGCAGCAUCUUGGCCCUCGGUGCUUCCGCCCAAACCGAUUACGGAUACGACGCUCCUGCUCCACCAGCUGAUUCCUAUGGCGCCGUGACAUCUGCCCCAGAAUCUGUUGCAACUUCUAUUGAAACUUCUAUUGCAACUUCUAUUGCAACUUCUAUUGCAACCUCUAUCGCAUCUUCUGUCGCAACAACAUGUACAUCUUCUGUCGCAACAUCUAUUGAAACUUCCAUUGCAACUUCUGCAGUAACAUCCGCUACCUCGUCUGAAACAUCCUCCGAGCCAGCCAAAGCGACUGCAGCAGCAGCAGCCUGUCCUAUUAACUUCGAAAAAGGCUGCGGAUUCCUUUGCAGCGGUCCAAAAUUCGCUCCAUCUUGUGAAACCGAAUGGUUCUUCAACAAAGAUACUGCAAUCUGCACACCCUGCCCCGGUAUUCCCGAUAAAUGCCCUCCAGCCCCCGAGCCAUCUUGCGCUUUCGUUUGCAAGGCUCAAGGCGCUGCUGCGAGCAAGGGAGAAGCCGAAACACCAUUCUGCUGGGCUAGUGAUGUUACCAAGGAAGGUGAAAUCGCUUGUACUCCCUGCGGUGGUGACUAUGGUGACUAUAAUGUUGCUUCUGCGACUCCACCACCACCAUCCAAUGUCUCCAUCUCUACUCAAACCUACGAAAAUGGUACUGCCACCAUUUCGACUCAUCACGGAAACAACACUACUUAUGCUCCUCCACCAAUCUACACCUCUGGAGCCUCAACUAUGACAAUUGGGGCUUCUGCGAUCGUCGGUUUGGCUUUGGCUUUCUUUGCUUUGUAA